AUGUCACCGGGGCAGUUCUACACUUCUUUGAACAAGCCAGUCAUGGAUAGCUUAGUAGAUCAGUGCCAAUCUGCUUUUGUCCCUGGGAGAUUGAUAACAGACAAUAUUAUCCUUAGUCAUGAGUUAGUAAAGGGAGGUUCUCUAGUUCAUCUUGGGCUGGUGGCAAACAUUGAUAAAAGCUCCAUUUACUUUAGAGGGGUAAAUCCAGAGUUGCAGCAGUCUAUUCUACAAUGCUUGGGGUUCACCCAAGGGGACCUACCCUUCAGGUAUUUGGGCAUCCCUCUUAGUACAAAGAGGCUGUCUAUUCUUCAAUGUAAACCACUCAUUGAUAAGAUGCUGGCCAGAAUUCAAUCCUGGACUACAAAGUUUUUGUCCUAUGCUGGAAGGGCACAACUGGUUAUUGAACUAGUUGAGGCUACAUGCCGAACCUUUCUGUGGACAGGAGAUGUAUCUAGGUCCAAGAAAGCACUUAUAGCCUGGGAGAGACUAUCCUUGCCUAGAGUAGCUGGAGGACUCAACAUUCUAGACAUAUAUACAUGGAAUCAAGCUGCUAUUGGAAAGAUGCUCUGGAAUAUCUGUAGGAAGAAGGACACAUUAUGGGUAAAAUGGAUUCACACUUAUUAUGUAAAAACUGGAGAAAUUUGGAACACAAAGGCUGCACAAGCAUCUUGGAUGGUCAAAAAGAUACUCAAAGCAACUUGGUUGUUUGAUCAAACUGGAUGGUCUGAGAAUAUGGUGGCUGGAAUGGAAACCUGCUCUAUCAAAUGGUUCUACAAAGCUCUGAAAGGGGACCAUCCUAAAGUGGUUUGGAGGAGACUAUUCUGUAACAACUCUGGACUCCCUAAAUGGUUAUUCAUACUGUAUCUUGCUUUAAAUAGGAGUCUCCAAACAAAAGACAGGAUUGUUUGUUGGGCAAAUUUGGAUGAUCCUAUGUGCCCUCUGUGCACUGUGGAAACUAAAGAUAUAGACCAUAUGCUAUUCAAGUGUGCAUAUGCCACAGAGAUAUGGGAGAAGCUGCUGGUAUGGCAAAGCAUUACAAGACCUACUAUGGGUUGGAAUGAUGAGGUGCACUGGGCCAUUCCGCAUGCAAAGGGAAAGGCUUCAACUCAAGAAGUCUACAGGAUGGCACUUGCUGGGGCUGUCUAUCAUGUGUGGAAAGGGAGGAAUGCUAGAGUAUUCAAGGAAGAGCAUAGAUCACCUGAGCAGGUUACUAGAAACAUUAUCCAAGAAGUGCACUAUAGAGCUGCUAGGAUGCCAAAGUUGGAUGGUUGUAUGCUAAGACUUAAUUUCUAUCCUUAG
Messenger RNA from Lycium barbarum (goji berry), 1299 nucleotides. RefSeq lists its product as uncharacterized. The transcript has 4 exons. Bases 1 to 1299 code for a protein of 432 amino acids. NCBI's taxonomy places the organism in Eukaryota, Viridiplantae, Streptophyta, Magnoliopsida, Solanales, Solanaceae. The record is from RefSeq and is a predicted model, not a curated record.